Polyodon spathula (Mississippi paddlefish) is the source of this 4663-nucleotide messenger RNA. Its product is annotated as NUAK family SNF1-like kinase 1. Gene Ontology annotation, biological process: intracellular signal transduction; microtubule cytoskeleton organization; protein phosphorylation. Lineage: Eukaryota; Metazoa; Chordata; Actinopteri; Acipenseriformes; Polyodontidae. Gene Ontology annotation, cellular component: cytoplasm. Bases 945 to 2942 code for a protein of 665 amino acids. The transcript has 7 exons. The record is from RefSeq and is a predicted model, not a curated record. Gene Ontology annotation, molecular function: ATP binding; protein serine/threonine kinase activity; tau-protein kinase activity.
UCUAUUCUGCAACCAUAAUAAAAUGUUGACAAUUUCACAUUUUUCGUGCAGCUGUGAAGAAUAUUAGGAAAACAUGUUGAUUUUAACAAUAUGCAAAUACACAACAUAGAAAUAAGCAGAGCUCUCUUGACAGAUACGAUUUGAAAUUAAUCAUUACAGUACAAUCUUCUACACAAUGAUAUAGCGCGUUCCAGUCGCCUCAGUUUUUGUCCCUCUUGGCGCUGGGGCUCCUCCCAUUUCCCCGGACCAUGUGAGUUGUUCACCGGUUUGUUUGGUGUUGGAAGAGCAGCCACCUCACGGAUACAGCCAGCUGGAGUUUGGAGAGUAAAGCAAGCAGCAGACUACAGAGACUCAAAGCUCAGUAGAGCUGUCAGGAGCAUCAGCUAGGCGUCGAGCCGAUUGAAACCACAGAGACUCAGUGAAGAGACGCGUUUAGUAAAACAAGAAAGAAAGAUGCCGAAGGAGAAAAGUCAGAGGCGGCCAGCGCUGCAGUGCACCAGGCUAUGAGAAAGGAAGUUAAUUGAACAUUGAAGAUGGGUUCGUGCUGAAGACUGAAAAAAAGUUUCUGCUUUCUCGUGCACCUGCUCACAACUGCGAGGAUGUUGUUCCAAUGAAGCUGUGAACGGAAAUACUGUGAAAGUGGUGCACCGGCCUCAAACAAAACUGUAACGUCUAAACAAAACACAGUGCAUACUGACAGACGUAAACCGCAGAUUACAGAUGAAGUAUGGAAAUAACCUAUAAAUAAUACCCGACACAGAUCUGACAGCAAAACAAUUUUUUAUAUGUUUUUUAAUGGCAAGUAGAUGUAGCUUUAAAGAACUGUUUAAGUAAAUUACGAAUUUUGACAAAAAUAUAACUGACCAAACCUCAGCACGAAAUAUCGUUCUUGUGUGCGUUGCUUUCUGUUUACCGCUUGGGACAUUGUCAAAGCCGUUUAGCCCAUGACAGGUGUCAUCUGGCUCGCGGGGGACGGUGACAGCUUGACGAUGGGCAGGAGUGACACCGGAGGUAACAGCAUGAGGGCUAGCAGUGAGAGGGUCGAGUCACUCAAGUGUGUCACCAGACUUCACGGCAUCGCCGGCUGUGAUGACAGCGACAUUCUAACAAGAUCAUUCGAGUCGAGCUGUGAGCAGACGGAGGUCGAUACAGCCUCGUCAGAUAACCAGUCCAGGCCAGCCAUGGUGAAGAAACACCAGCAUAAACACAACCUGAAACACAGGUACGAACUACUGGAGACGCUUGGCAAGGGGACGUAUGGAAAGGUGAAGAAAGCAGUGGAGAGGGCGACUGGCAAGACCGUUGCCAUUAAAUCCAUUCGAAAGGACCGGAUCACUGAUGAGCUUGACAGGGUUCACAUUCAGAGGGAGAUUGAAAUCAUGUCAUCACUCAGGCACCCCAACAUCAUCCGCAUUAAUGAAGUCUUUGAAAGCAAAGAUAAAAUCCUCAUUGUUAUGGAGAAUGCCAGCAGGGGGGAGCUGUAUGAUUACGUUAAUGACCGACACUGGAUCCCAGAGCCAGAGGCACGCCGCUUCUUCAGACAGCUCACUUCAGCAGUGCAUUACUGUCACAAGAAUGGAGUCGUUCACAGGGAUCUGAAACUGGAGAACAUUCUUCUCGAUCAAGACUACAACGUUAAGCUGGCAGACUUUGGCCUGUCAAACCAUUUCAAGAAGGAGCAGGUCCUGCAGACUUACUGUGGGAGUCCCCUCUACGCCUCACCGGAGAUCGUCAAUGGACUGCCUUACCGGGGGCCUGAGGUGGACUGCUGGGCUCUAGGUGUCUUACUUUACGCCCUGGUGUAUGGAAGCAUGCCCUUUGACAAUGCUGACUACAAGACCCUGACGGAACAGAUCAGCCGUGGCGAGUAUAGGAAACCCCACCAGCCUUCAGAUGUUUGUGGGCUGAUCGACUGGAUGCUAACAGUUAGCACAGAGGAUCGAGCGACUAUAGAAGAUAUCGCAAACCACUGGUGGGUAAACUGGGGCUACGAUGAGUCAGUGUGUGACUGUCCCUCUCCAUUACUGGCACGCUACAUCGAUUGGCAGAACCGACCCAUUGUGCAACAACCCAGUAGCACACCAGAUCUUCAGCUUUAUUUUAGCUUCCCUCUGCUUCACACCUCCAAGGGUGAGCAGGCAACUUGCUUGAAAAAGUCCAAAAAGGAGAAUGACAUAACUCAAUCUCAACAAAGAAUCUUCAGCAGAACAUCAGACAAGAAGCCAAAAGGGAUCCUGAAAACGAGGAGCAGUUUUGAUUCUGCAUUCCUUCCUUGCACAAUCUCUCAGCUAUGCACUCCAGAGAAUCAGGACAAGCAAGUCCCAGUUGCAAGCUCAGGCAGGCCAAAGGCUCUCCCUAAUCAUGGUAAGACACCAGUGUCAUCCAAAAUGCCAAAGAAGGGGAUCCUCAAGAAGCGCUACCAAAGGGAGUCAGGGUAUUCUUCGUCUCCAGAGAGGAGUGGUUCCCUGGACAGCUCAGGCAAGACUGAAGUGAAGCAGCCAGGGGAGGAUUCCCAGCCAACAGGAGACGUAGUGCUGCGGAGAAAGGGGAUCCUCAAACACAAUGGCAAGUUUUCUGCCAGUCUAGAUCUGCCCGACGACAUCUCAGUGCUCAAGCUCUCCGAGUCCCUGGAACACUUGAUCCUGUCCAGCGGGUGUAGCAGGCAGCAGCAGGAAGCUCAGGCUCACAGCCGACCGCACAGCGUCAUCAGCGACGACAGCCUGCUCUCCAGCGACUCUUUCGACCUUCUGGACUUGGCUGUGGCUAAAAACAAGAGGCGCCUCUACGCCCAGAGCAGCCAACACAGCCUUUCCAGCUCUGAGGAGGAGCAAGAGGACUCACAGGCAGGAGGGAAGGUGAGGGAGGGGAGAGUCGAAGAAAUGACACUGGAGGAGAGAAAGGAAGUCUACUGUCAAGCUCAGAAGAUAUGUGAACACUUAUAGUACUGGAUUCUAACCUGGCUCAGUUUACCUGAUUGGAGGGAAUGUUCUUCCCAGCAUAAUGGAACGGUACACUCUAGACCCUAUUCUGAAGCAUUUUCCAAGAGGAAUAAAACUAUAACUAUAGCAAGGAAGUCAUAAGAUGGAGAAGUAGUUCCUUGCUAGUUUUAUAUCAUUAAAAUAAUUUUAUUCCUCUCUGAAAAUUUCCACUGCCUUGAAAAUAGGGUACUGUGUUAUGUACCAUAUUGUAAGCCACAGACCUGCAAACUUUCAGUUUUAGUUCCCUUGUUAUGCCAGGACAACACUGAAAAUAUCCAUGUGAUUGCCAAGAGACAGCCGUUAGAAAUAGUUGACGCCAGCUAAGAUGGUGACUUCAAAGUAAAAUCAAUGUGCAUUUCUCCUGUAGUUGCUACUCUAAGGAUCUGUCUUAUUAAAAAUUUGGCUGGAAUUGUUUCGCUCAAGAGUUCACUGUCUGAAAGAGCCCAUGUAUACUGGAAUGUAACUGCUAUAGAAGGAAGCCUAGCCAUAUGGAAACUAGGCAUAGCACUUAUUUAUUUUUACAGCUAACUGCUUGUACCCAGUCUUACAGCCGGGAUGGAACUGAGACGCAAAUAGGACAACAGCCUCACACAGCAUCCUCUUUGCUAAAGUUUGUGACAUGCAUAGAAAGCUGCGAAAUACAUGCAACAUUGUUUAUAAGCACUACUUUGAGCCCAGUGGCAAGGAAUCCAUAUUCACACAUGUACUGUGUGCAGCAUUGUAAAUAAUUAUUUAAACACCCAGACAAACAGCAUUCUAGAUUCCUAUUCAAAUAAUGCAGUAGAAGCAUUUUUAGGGUAAUUGGUCUGGUUUGGUUCACCUUACCCUUACCUUACACCUCCACUUUACCUAACUUCUAGGUUUUCCUAACAUUGAAGCAUUUCUGCAGGUGCAACACUGUAGACCGGCCCCCUCCUCUGUGUUGUUCUGCAGGCAGUCGCUCAAUUUGUUCCUUUACAAUUGAAAUGGUAGUGGAGCUGUUAAAAGGCAGAAAAAACAUUAGCCCCUCUUCAAACGCAAAAGAUCUUAUUAAGCAUAGAAAAAAGGCUGAGAUGUUUUAACUGUGAAAUUGGGUUCGAAAUAUUUUGAAUAUGAUCUUAAAAGAUAUCAACUGAAAAACAUCUUUAACAUCUAUGGAUGUCUUAAAUGGUUUUGCUACAUCUCAGUAGUUCAUUUUGUUGUCCGUGCCUGUGUUCUAAGCCGUGCUUCAUUAUACACAUCUCUGCUCACGCAGAAGGAGGAUGCAGAUAAGUGCCAUGCUGGUUAGGGGAUUGCAGGACUUGUAGCUCAUAGUAGUUGAUAGGAAAGAUACAAUAUCAUAUCAGCAGACACAUGUCUUUUGAAAGCACUUUGUAUUUUGUAACUUGUCAGUUACCAAACUGACACAUUGCAAGAGUUUACUAAGCAACUGCUGAAGUGUAAUGUUUGCACCAUUUUUCUACUAAAAUAAAAUUGUCACAAAAGCUAUAAAAAGGAAGGUAGCCAUGAACAGUGCCUGAAGGAUACAGAGCAGCGAGAGUAUCCAAUCUCCUAUGUACAGAUAACAUAGUCUGGCCAGUACUUAAGUUCUCCCAUGCUCCUACACAAUUGCAGAAAUGUAGUACAGGGGGGAUACCCAUUUCACUAUGUAACACAAUUUUUGUUCCUGGGUAGUAAGUGUUAUUUCCUAAUUGCUUAUGCCUCAA